Molecule: messenger RNA, 2280 nt
Organism: Nicotiana tabacum (common tobacco)
Lineage: Eukaryota; Viridiplantae; Streptophyta; Magnoliopsida; Solanales; Solanaceae
Product: protein IQ-DOMAIN 29
Molecular function (GO): protein binding
Source: RefSeq, a predicted model, not a curated record
UUUACCCUGCUAAGUGCCGUUUGGCUCUCUCUAUUCCUCUUUCAUCAUGAAAAAAUGAUAAAAACUAAAACCUCUCUCUUUCUUGAAAACUCUUUUUCAGAUCUUUCAGUAAAAUAUACUAAAGAAGGGUUUUUGUUGAAGUUACAGUAUUUUUUCUGUUGAGGCUUUCUAUCACAAAGUUCUUACAUUGUAGGCGUCAAACUUAUUACUAUGGGAAAAUCUCCUGGAAAAUGGUUCAGGUCUUUGCUGGCAGGGAGAAAGUCUUCCAAAUCUAGCACAUCAAAAAAAUCUUCGAAUGAGAAAGCAUUAGUAAUUUCCACCAACGCGGCAUUAUCUGGUUUGUCUGUCCAUCCGCCUUUGAUAUCUGAGCUAGUUGCUGGUAGUGCUGGUGGAACAAAAGAGGACUCAAACCUUGAUAAAGGAGGGGUCACUGAUGAGGUGAGUCUCCCUUCUAUGAAGCAAGAUGAAGAUGAACAAAAUACAUGUCUUACCUUACCCGAGGAUACUGAGAAAAUGAGGCUUGAGGAAGCUACUACGAAGACACAAGCUAUUUUUAGGGGUUAUCUGGCUCGUCGAGCAUUUUUUAGGCUCAAGGGCGUCAUAAGGCUACAAGCUGCCAUACGCGGCCAUCUGGUCAGAAGGCAGGCUGUUGCCACAUUAUACUGUAUACAUGGCAUUGUCAAGCUUCAAGCACAUGCACGUGGCCAGAUUGUUAGGGGUUCCAGUAUUGGCUGUGAAGUGAUAACCAAACGAGGACUUGGACAACAGGAUUCCAAACAAUUCGAGUAUCAACGAAAUAAUGCAUCCAAACUAGCACAAGAGCUAUCCAAGAAUGAGUUCGCUACAAAGCUACUUGGUUCAUCACCUACUGUUAUGCCUCUACACCUCCAAUACAGUCCAGAGGAACCAAAUUCUAGUCAGGAAUGGUUAGUCCGUUGGACUUUAUCACAUAUUUGGCGACCACGGUCCAAACCAAAAACGCUUUCAAAUACAAAGCAUAAAAAAGUUGAAGCAGACAUGGCUGUGUCAAAGCACAAUGGACGGAAAGUGCUUUCUAGAAAGACGCAGAAUGGUUCAAAUCAUUCCAGUUCGGGGUCAGAAAAGAAGAAAUCAAUUCCUUUAGUAAACUCUGUUCUUCAGAAUCCAGGAAGUGAGAUUAAGAAAGUAAAGCAUAAUUUAAAGAAAGUGUCCAGCCCUAUUUUGGAAAAACCUGUUCAGUCUGAGGCGGACACUGAGAGGAAAAGGCAAAAUCAUGACACAACAUCAAGUGCUCUCGUUCCUGAGGGGAGCAUGACAUCUGGCGAACCGUUGAAAAGUUUAGAAGGGACAACAGAAAAUUCUACUAAUGUGGAGACACCUUCAGAAACACUAGUGAUGGAUGAUACUAUCACUCAUUUGGAUAGCCUUUCUGUUUCUGAUACGCAUCACAAAUCAAUUUCUGACGCUGCUGAUAGUUUUUCUCCAUCUGAUAUGCAUCAAAAAUUGAUCACUGCUAACAGAGAGGAUAGUCCUGUUGCAAAUGACAAUUCUUGCACUAACCAUGAUAAUGAAGGAAAUGAGAGUAACAUGACUAACAGAAGAGUUUCUUUACCUGCAAGCCAUGAUGUAGAUGCAGGUACGCCAACGGCAAGAAAGGUGCCCAGCUAUAUGGCUCCAACCAAGUCAGCUAAGGCUAAGUUGAAAGAGCAAGCCUCACCAAGGUUUGGGCAAGAUGUGUCCGAGAAGAAUGCCCUAAGUAGACGUCAUUCUUUGCCAUCCCCAAUGAAUGGCAAGCUGAGUUCAUCGCCGCGGGUGCAGAGGCUGGUCCUAGCUAGUGCAAAAGAAGGAAUCAAGAUUGAUAGAUCUUUAUCAUCUUCAAGGGAUGGUACUGAUAAGAUGACUCGAGCAGAAUGGAAGCGGUAAUUCAGCAAGAUCCGAUGUGACAGGGAAGUAGUACCCUCCUAAGAAGUAAGAAGGUGAUCACUGACAGAACAAAACUUCAUUUUGUCCAUAUUCCUACUGUUAAUGUUAGAAAACGGAUCAAGUUAUAAGAUAUAGAUUGUGUGGCUUUUGUUGUUAUUGCAAGAGUUUCUUGUGAGUUUGUACUCGCUAUACUUUAGAUAGGUUUGUCUUGUUAAGGCUUAGGCAGGUUGGCUUUGAUAUAGGAUGUGUUGUUUUGAGGCAAAAUCAAUCUGUGUGUGUCAGUCAAUGUUUGCUUUGAAAUGUUUGAGAAUGCCUUGGAGAAAAGUAAUUUGCAAAACACUAUUAUAAAGAAGGUAUAGUUCAUAAUUUUAGAACCAA